AUGGCACCUACACCGCACACCUUAUUUUAUUUUCUUUGUUUAACUAUAUUUUUGUUGUGGGUGAUGAUGUAUGAUCGUGUAACAACAUUAAAAAUGGAUGUUAAUAUUAUAAAUAAUUGUAAUUAUUAUUUUCGUAAUGUUAAAGAACUCAUUUUAACGGGUGUGGGUGAAAUUGAUACACAACAAUUAUUUUCAACGUUUGAUAAACUUUUUGAUGAUUUAUUUAAAAAAUUAAAAUCAUUAGAAUUUAGAAUUAAUAAGAAAAUAUUUUUAUUUACCAAUGAAUUUAUCAUUGAACUUAUUGAACGAAUACCAAAUUUAUCGUCAUUAACGUUUCCUGAUCAAAAUAUUUCAAAACUAUUUGAUAAAAUAAAAAUAAAACCCAAUUAUCAUGUUGAAUAUAUACAUGUUAAAAAUUGUUUAACACCAAAAACAGCAGAGAAAAUUGUAUGUUCAUUACCGAAUUUACAACGAUUAAAAUGUAAAAUACGUAGUAUAAAUGAUCUAGAAAAAGUUGUAGAUGUAUUAUUAACCAAAAAAAUGAAAUUUCUCACAUAUUUAAAUAUGAAUGUACAAUGUUCACUAAAUAAUGGUAUACUUUAUGAAUUGUUUAGACAAUAUUAUAGAAAUGGUGCACGCUGGACACUUGAGGGACAUGAUUUACAACUUUGGAUUUAA
Didymodactylos carnosus is the source of this 678-nucleotide messenger RNA. Lineage: Eukaryota; Metazoa; Rotifera; Eurotatoria; Philodinida; Philodinidae. The record is from the annotation of a GenBank genome assembly.